AUGACGCCCUCUGGCGCGCAAUUCGCUGUCGUUGCCAACCAUGAAGCGACAGACACCAGUCGCCUCCCGGCUUAUCGGGAGAAUCGUUUCUGCAGGCAUCACCCCUACCCCAGGCGUCAUCGUCGUCAGACUCCCGACUAUCUACAGAGUUCGGUCGACUUUUGUUACUUGGGAAAAGAGAUCUUUACCGUGCCGAGGGGCACGGAAAACAACGCCGUCAGCCAAGACGACCCCGAACGCGAUCUCGCACACCUAGAUGAGGCGCUGCAUGGCCACGAUACUCAAAAUGCCCGUGUCCGCCGGCUCUCGACGUUGGUUCUUGAUCUUGCGUUUGCGGUUCGCCGCCAUCGUCGCAGCAUUGCAAUUGUGAAGCCCACAAAAGAAACGGACGUAUCUCAAUAUACUGCUGAGCGCUUUGCUGCAUGGGCGAACGGUCGGGAUGUUGUAUUUUUCUGA
Messenger RNA from Postia placenta MAD-698-R-SB12, 456 nucleotides. RefSeq lists its product as hypothetical. The coding region runs from base 1 to 456 and encodes 151 amino acids. The transcript has 4 exons. The record is from RefSeq and is a predicted model, not a curated record. NCBI's taxonomy places the organism in Eukaryota, Fungi, Basidiomycota, Agaricomycetes, Polyporales, Adustoporiaceae.